Molecule: messenger RNA, 1573 nt
Organism: Tribolium madens (black flour beetle)
Lineage: Eukaryota; Metazoa; Arthropoda; Insecta; Coleoptera; Tenebrionidae
Product: myrosinase 1-like
Exons: 5
Coding region: 59-1522 (487 amino acids)
Biological process (GO): carbohydrate metabolic process
Molecular function (GO): beta-glucosidase activity
Source: RefSeq, a predicted model, not a curated record
UCUCAAUGUUGUGGUAUGAUGUAAACGUGAAGGUCACUCGAUUCUCUUAUCAAUAAAAAUGAUUAUUUUUCACAAGUUUGCUUAUUUGUUAUUAAUUUUUCAACCGAUAGUUUGUGCAAAUAUUAAAUUUCCUGACGAUUUUUUGUUCGGAGUCGCGAGCUCGGCUUAUCAAAUCGAAGGUGGCUAUGAUAGUAGAGGAAAAACCACUUUUGACCACCAUUGGGAGCUAAAUUCGUCCAUGGUGGCCGACUCCUCCAACGCCAAAACCGCCUGCGACUCCUACAACCAAUACCAAAAAGAUAUCGACCUUUUGGUAGACUUAGGGGUCAAUUUUUACCGAUUUUCCAUUUCCUGGCCUCGAAUUUUACCCAGAGGGUUUCCCAACGAGGUCAACCCAGAUGGGAUCCGUUACUACAACAACCUAAUCGAUGGUCUUUUGGCCAAAAACAUUCAACCCAUGGUGACAAUGUUCCAUUUUGAUUUACCCAAACCUCUUCAAGAUCUAGGCGGGUGGACAAAUCCCGUCAUUAGUGACCUUUUUGAGGACUAUGCCAGGAUUUUGUUCAAAAAUUUUGGCAAUAGAGUUAAAUAUUGGAUAACAAUAAAUUCGAAUACUUGGGGGUAUGGCGAUAGUGAUUGGCCACCAAUGGUGAACCAAUCGGGAUUUGGGGAUUAUUUGUGUGUGAAAAACACGGUUUUGGGACACGCGAAAGUGUACCAUUUGUCUAAGAGAGAGUUUAGGGAGCAAAAGAGCCAAAUUGGGUUCGUGGUUGAUGGGCGAUGGUACGAACCAGCGAGCGAGUCGUCCCAAAACAGGGAUGCGGCGGAACGUGCAAGGGAAUUCAAUGUUGGGAUUUGGCUUAAUCCCAUCUAUGGUAGUGGCGAUUUCCCCGCCAUUGUCAAACAAAGAGUGAAAACAACGAGUGAAAAAGAAGGUUUUUCUAAAUCGCGGUUACCCGAAUUUACCCCCGACGAAAUCAAUUUUGUUAAAAAUAGUUUCGAUUUUUUGGGGGUUAAUAUCUAUACGUCAUUUCUAGUCAAAGAUGUGGAUGAACGAAAUGAUAAAGAUUUUUCGUGGGAUAAAGAUAUGAAGGCUGAAAUUUAUCAAGAUUCAAGGUGGGAAGGGGCAAAAUCUAAUUGGUUGAAAGUCACUCCCUGGGGUUUGAGAAAAGUUCUGGGUUGGAUUAAACAAAAGUAUAAUAAUCCGCCAAUGUUUAUAACGGAGAAUGGGUUUUCGGAUGGUGGUGAGAUUGAGGAUUUAGGGAGGGUCAAGUUUAUGGAGCUGUAUCUUAAGGCUUUGCUCGAAGCCAUUGACAAAGACAGAGUUAAAGUGAAAGGUUAUGCUGCUUGGAGUUUAUUAGAUAAUUUCGAAUGGCUUGUAGGAUAUACUGAAAAAUUCGGUUUGUAUCAUGUGGAUUUCGCCGACCCUCAUCGCAAACGGACUCCGAAAAGUUCAUCAAAGUGGUACAAGAAACUGAUCGAGCGAAGACAAUUGGACGAAAUGUACAAAACAGAACUGUAAUAAAUUCUUGUUGUUUUUUUUUUUAAUAAAAUAAACUUCCGCGUUGUCGUA